Perkinsus marinus ATCC 50983 is the source of this 165-nucleotide messenger RNA. RefSeq lists its product as hypothetical. The transcript has a single exon. The annotation marks the transcript as partial. Lineage: Eukaryota; Perkinsozoa; Perkinsida; Perkinsidae. The record is from RefSeq and is a predicted model, not a curated record.
AUCUCACGCCCAGAAGUAUUUCCAGUCACUAAACCAACAAAUGGCUGCUAUCGUUGAGCCGAUCAGCGAAGCAGAAACACCUUCUGGAGAAGCUGAGGCGAACUCUGUGGAGAAGGGAGCGGCAGUCGCGGAAAAGGAAGAAGUUGAUACCACACGAAUGUCAAC